This is a messenger RNA of Alternaria alternata, 1031 nucleotides long. RefSeq lists its product as hypothetical. NCBI's taxonomy places the organism in Eukaryota, Fungi, Ascomycota, Dothideomycetes, Pleosporales, Pleosporaceae. The transcript has 3 exons. The record is from RefSeq and is a predicted model, not a curated record. Bases 264 to 998 code for a protein of 244 amino acids.
UAACACCAGCACUAGCGAAGCGAAACGACGACGUCCUUAUUCUGAUAACACCAGUCUUUCCAAAUACUCAUUCACUUUCACCAUUGUUCAGGGUCUACCUGCGUUGCACAGAUCAUCCUCGCAAGAUUUUUAUACUGCCGCCACCCGACUUGCAGCGCACUAUUUCCACGAGAACAACCCGAAUUCAGCAAACCCAAAUCAUCUUUACAGAACGUAUCAUCAACAGCGUUCGCUUUUCGCAAAGCUACACGCUAUCAGUCACCAUGCUGUUCUCCACAGUCACUGCGGCCCUUCUCUGUGUCGCAACUGCCACUGCAGCUGCUCUACCAUUGCCUGGCAAGCCACAAACAUACACUCCCGCGCGGAACCUCAAGAGCCUCUCCAAACUCUUUCCCCAGAGUACUCUUACUAGCCCAGACACUCUCGGCCUAGACCUGAAGUACGUUGUCCUCGGUAUCGGCACACAAAACUACACAUGUAGUACGCCCGACGACAGCGUGACUCCUGGUACCACUGGUGCAUACGCUACCCUAUACGAUAUCGGCACGAAGCUCAACGACGACAAGAUGGCCAAAUGGAAGAUUGGCUCCAUUUCGCCUCUUGCACUCUCGCUGAGCGAAUGGGCACCUCAAGUUGUUGACAUGAGCCUCAGGUCGCAGGGCUACGAACAUAUCGCCGGUCAUCACUUCUUCGCCGAUGUGUCAGGAACAAACACGCCAACAUUCGCUUUCGACAAGUUGAGCGCACCCUUCCCCAUGACCCAAGUGGCCAAGAUAGGCAAUGUCGAUGCACCAGCACACGCAUGCCCAGGCAAGAAUGGCCUACCUGCUGUUCAGUGGCUGUAUCUCCAGCACAAGGCUGGUAUCACUCAAGGAGGAAUCGACACUGUCUACCGUGUCGAGACUGCUGGUGGUAACAAGCCUGCUACUUGCAAGGGCAUGCCAGCUUCUUGGGAGGUCAAAUACGCUGCGCAAUAUUGGGUCUAUGGUCCAAAGUAGUAGGCGCCUAGCUUGCGACGCUCGUUUCGAGUC